Pseudomyrmex gracilis is the source of this 7502-nucleotide messenger RNA. RefSeq lists its product as uncharacterized. The record is from RefSeq and is a predicted model, not a curated record. Gene Ontology annotation, cellular component: endoplasmic reticulum membrane. The transcript is spliced from 29 exons. Bases 2658 to 6944 code for a protein of 1428 amino acids. NCBI's taxonomy places the organism in Eukaryota, Metazoa, Arthropoda, Insecta, Hymenoptera, Formicidae.
ACUUCCGGUGUAACACUUCACUGUCGUUAGAAUUGUUUAAAUUUUUGAUUUUUUGAAGUAACUGUGCCAGCUUUGAUUUUUCAAAGUUGAAAAAAUAAUCUAUUGUGACAUAGUUUGUAAACGGUAGUUGCAGAUUUGUAUUUGGAUUCUCAUAAUAUUUUAUUGACAUAAAGCGGAAUAUAGCACGGUAUCAAACCGGGUAACAUUUAUAGUGCUAUGCAAAAAAAAUGUCACUAUGUAGUUUUUACUUUUGUCAAUAGACGGCGUUAAAGUCAGUAUGCGCGAGCUUUGUAAAAAAUUACAAUGGAGUUAUAACCACUCUUUUUGUUGUAAAUAACUUGUUGAAAGUUUAAUGAUACUUUUAGCUUUUCAAAUUUUACGUUGCGUAUAAAAACGCAUCUCGAACGUGUUUUCAUCAAGAUUUUAGAUAUUUGUCUUGUAGUCUCACCGCAUGUAAUAACGUGUGCCAAAAACACUUGAAUUAAAAUCUCAAAUAUGAUAGACUCUCAAGACGUAAACGAAGAAGAGUUGCAAAUAUUAAAGGGCGAUGCUAUAGGUGAUAACCUUUGCAGCGAGAAAUGGAUGAUUACUACUUUGAUGUCUAUGUAUGAGAUAAGUAACAAUAAAAACUUCACAGAGGAUGUAGAGGAGCGACUUUGUACAUUAUGGGAUCUAAGUAUGGAAGAAGCAGUAGUCUUGUAUCUGGAAUCACAUAAUUUUCUAAAUAUAGCAAAGAACAUAUUGGAAACCUGUGAUGAGUCACGAUUGAUUGAAAUGAUUUUGGGUAUCGUCGGCAAUAUGUGUUGUAACGAUAAUGUAAUCGAUACAAUAUGUCAUGAUAAACACUUGAUGACACAAAUUCUGAGUCGCUUAAGAUCUGAUGACUCCGCAAUAUUAAUUCAACUUCUCCGAAUUGUACAAUCAAUUACAUGGCAAAUCCAAACGAAAUCUAAAUUAAAUUGGAUAACAUAUUUUACAGAAUGCAAUUUCUUUGCGGACUCUAUUAUUUUCAUGUUGAACAGUUCAACUAAUGAUGACUUAUUAACUGCAGUGAUAAAGAUGCUUAGUUCUAUGUCUCAAAUAAAUUUAGAUGAUAAAAUGAAUUUCUUAAGGAGACUGUUUAAAGUGAACGAUUUGAUCCCUGCGUUGUUGGAAUCUUUCAUGCAACGGAUAUCGAUAGAAAAGGGCAGUCAUUGUAACUCAGACCUAGAAUUCAUUGAAAAUUGGUUGCAGAUAUUAACUUUUGUAUUAGAAGAUUUAUUCAAAUCUGAAAAUUUUAACGAUGAAAGCAUUUCAAGAGUGAUUGAAAUUAUGUACAGAAUAUUAAAACCAUAUGAAGAGUCGUACAAUUUAAUUCCACUUCAUCAAAUAACUGUUAAUAUAAUCUUUGAAGUUGUGCAUAUACUAUUAAGCUUUCACAAAUGUGACACAAAUAUCUCACCAAAACUAGAUCAUAUUGUGGCGUGCAUAGUCUUCUUUCUCAAAACAGAUACAGAAAGAAAAGAACUUGAUCCGGAAGAUCUUUCAACUUAUCUGAGUCGGUACUUACUGGAUGUCAUUAAAAUUUGUACCAGGGAAUACAUCAUUGACAUGUUACAUCUAUGUAAAGAUGAAGUUCGUGAAUUUAUAAUAUCGCACAUACAAUCUCAUCCUGAUCUGACAUCUGCGAUACGUAAUAAAAUAGAAGAGACUGCUAUCUUUACACACUUUUAAAAAUAGUAUAAUACGUGUAGCAUAUAUUGUCAUCUCUUGUCAAUUUACAUGUCACCUGUACAUUAAUAUUGCAAUUAAUAUUGCAACUUUAUGAACUUUAAAAACCGGAUUUUUAUUUGACAUAUAUAUUAUUGGUACAAUUUUAUGUGUAAAGACACACAAAGUUGAAAAUUAAUUUACUGAUAUAUUGGGUUGUUCGAAAAGUAGAGUUUUUAAUGAAACUUAAAAAGAGUUAUUGUACCGAUUCACAUAAUUUAGCUUUUGUAAAUAAUCAUACGUGGUGCUGUUUGAUGUUUUUAGCAUCUGUUUUUAGACAUGUUAUUUAUUAAUGAAACAUUUGCAAGAGAUAAUAGAAAUGUAAUAAUAAAUUUAUUUUCUUUUACAAAACAACGUCACGUUUAAUUCGUUAUGCUCUAGAAGCCGUUAAACUUCUGAUUUGCAAUACCGAACGCGGUUAAUAUAAAAAAAAAUCACAGCACUACGUGGAAAUGUUUCAAUUUUGUUUGGCAAAAAUUUGAAUUUUGUUCGACAAAAAUCAACUUCGCGCCCUACGGGCUUGUCGACCAAUCCGGCGAGUGAGUGAAAUUAUCGGCCCGAGAGAUCAGGUGUAGGUGUCACCACUGUGACCGGUAUGAAUUGCCGCGGUGAUGUAAACACAAACGGGCAACUUCAGUACACCAAGUUUUCCGCCAAGUAUCUUUUCUCUUGUUUCCGAAACAUCACAGAACGGGGGAUGAUUUUUGUAUGCCAGGUUUUUAGUGUCACCUUAGUGAUUACGUGUUCUUAGCGCGUCGAGAUAAACGUGAUCCCAUAGAAAUAACAUUGUAUAUGCGCAUACUUGCAUAUCGUUACCAGCGGUUGUGGUUUUAUUUGCGAUCAAAAUCUGUUGUCGCACACAUUAAGGUAUUUUUCAGAAUCUUCAUUGACAAAGAUCGCGUAGAGUUAUGUCUGUGAGUGUCGCGAGAUCAGAUGACAAUAAGUUGGAAAGCGUUUUGCAGCACAUAUUCGCGGAAUGCGGUGUCUGUAUAUUGGUGUCGUCGCCGUGCUCGACGCGGCACGAGAAAUACGUAGGCGACAAAGUGCAAAUUUCCAGAAUCAUUGAGUACAUACAGAACCAAUUGCCAACCUGGCCAGUCGAUAGACUGGCGGAGUUGCGGAAGUAUCUCGUUGCCGUUUCGUCAAACGAUUAUGUCAAUUUACAACAGUUCAGAGAGGCGACGAAAUACUGGAUCUUCGACAUGCAACAGACUCGCUCCUUACAAGAUGACAACAAUAAUAUGCAGGAAAGAUUCGACCGACCAACAACGACCGAAAGAGAAUGGCGCGUAAAAGGGAACCUGUUUCUCCUCUCAAUUCAUCGCCGAUCAUUUACGGGUAACGUGAUGUAUGCAAAUUGUAACAUCUUGAGCGACGCGGACUCGUCAUUAAAAACUGCGGUAAAAAUGGAUAGAGACGUAAUAGAAUUCGAACUUCGUAUGAAACUUCGAGAAUUGCAAGAGGAAAACAACCUUCUUCAUGACGAACUCGAACGACAUGAAGCGGUAAUCGAUAAUCUUAAACUGCAAUACGGCAAUGCGAAGAAGCAGUUAGAUCGAUAUGUACAAACGUGUCAGCAACUGGAGAAGGAAAAUGAUGAGCAGAGAGAAGAAUUGAACAAAGUAAUUUUGAAGGAAAAGACUACGGCUUCGACUCUUCAAAGAUGUACGAAAGAGAAGGAGAAUUUGACGAAACGAGUGGAAGUUAUGGAAGUCGAGUUGCAAACCAUAUCUGCUUUAGAAGAAAAAAUUGAAAAACUCAACAAAGAAAAGACGGAUGCUAUGAAACAAGUUAUUAGACUGCAAGAAGAAAUUGAUGAAAAAGAAAACGAAUGUAAAUACUUGAGGAUCGUGAUGGCUGAGUUAGAGGAUACAAGUAUUGGUCUGAAAAAGUCUUACGAAUAUACGAUCAAUAAUCUGCGCGAACAGAAUCGUCAGCUCGCGGACGAAAACACGGAAUUGCAAUCGUUGUCGAUGUUCAAUCAAUAUCCUUCCAGUGAAAAACUCUCAUUGUCACCGCCAAUUACAGAUGGGCACUACACACACAGCACGCCCUACAAGUGCACAACGAAAGUGCUGCUACAAGAGUCAUUAUACACGGAAUUAAAAGCUUCGGGCUUUGUAGCUGGAUGCGCAAACGACUCGUGCAAACAAGAACUCGAUGAAGAAUACAAUGAUAAUAUUUCCACAGUAUUGGAACAGUUGGAAAAAAUUAUACAGAUUUGUGUUACGAUGUGGAGUUCUAGUAACGAUAUACCGGACUUUAAUCCGCAGGAUUCGAAUGCUCACAAUAUCGAGGCGUUGAAACGGAAGACAAACGUUUUGUUGAACAUGGCGACCGAGGAAUUCACGAAGAAGAGCGCCAAAGAUGCGAGCACUCAACUGCGAGCUGAUCCAGCGGACGCAACCGAAACCUUCGCGCAAUUCGGUGUCCCGUGUUUCCAAUAUUUGUCUCCGGCACGCACCCAACCGUAUCUAGAGACAGAGAAGGAUUGGCGGUCGAUUGUUUCGCAUCAAGUGAACGGGAUCAACGUAGACGACGAUUCCUUCUCGAGAAUUAUAAGAGCGCACGCAGGCAGCCAAAAUCGAUUUCGCACCAUCGAUCCUAUCGUCAAAGAAUUGCACGAAAUCAUUGAGAACACUCUGGUCACGCUUGCCAAUCGCAAAGAGCACUCACCACCUCGAAGUUCAAGGUGUCGAUUAGUGCACACAUUGCCAUCGUGUCCACAGUCACUGCCGUUGUCGAACGCGGAAAACUCGAUGCAGCAGGAAUCCGGCCAUCAAGAUUCGAAAGCGGAGUCUUUUAACUCUGUUUUCGCGCGGGGAGACGUUCAGACGCGGGAGAACGGUGACGUCGUGAAAUUCUUACCCUUCGUUACGGAAUCGCGCUUCCUCAGUCGGAACAAUUCCAACAAACUCGACGGAGAUCAAACGAACGAAAUGUGGAAAGUGGGUAGUAGCGCUUUGCAAGUGGUUCCGCAAAAACUAGCCAUGUUGAAGGAGGAAAUUAAUACCGCUAAGACCUAUCAAGUGCCGGAAGUGAGCAGCGCGAGCAAUCCGGCGAGUCCCCGUAGAAAAAUCUCGGUUUACUGCCGAUCGUUCGACAUGGCGGCGGUGCAGGACUCGCGCGAGGAUCCGCAAAGAGGAUCUGGUUUGGAAGCGAGGCAAUUGCCGAGCGAAAUGAGCGAUGACUCUUGCGCGCAGAUCGACGAGAAAAUCGACAAGGUCACGACGGAUGUCACGUUUGGAUGUUCGUUUAAUUAUCGUAGUACGAGAAACAUCAGCGAUUCUUCGACCGAUUCCACACCGACCAAAUCGUUCGGAGACAGCUUGCCGGACGACGAGUCGCCGUGCAAGCGAUCGUUGGGCCGAACAAUCUGUCUGGCGCCUGUGCGCUUGAAGUUGCCGCGGAAAAUAGAAAACGAUUUAAACGAAACUCCCGCGACUUCCAAGCGCGCUUUUCCCGUUGCUGAUUCUAUCGAAUCGGAUGUUGCUCUUCUAUCCUCCACUGAUGACAGUGAACGCGAGAAGGACAACGUUGCUUCCGUGCACUCAUCUGCGACAUUUAUCGUGGAUAAAUGCAAAACGGAAGUAAAAGAAGAUCCCCACUCUCUGACAAACACGCGGAGAGUCGGCAGUGAGAGUCAGUUACGAGUCAAGCAAUCAGUCGAUAGCCAAAUGUCGAGUCGCGAGGACAGUUCGGACAGUGGGAGCGAGCUGGAGCCAGCAGCGGAGUCCGGUGAUCAGUGCGCGAAGAGAGUUGUGAACAAAACUGACACAACUGCCGGUGAAGUGAGUGGUCCGGCCUUUGCGAGGAUAAUAUCAUGCAAGAACGUGGUGCCAAACAGCAGACAAACGCACAACAGAAACGGGAAACGAAAAGCGAAAGGACAGAGAGUUUUCAUGGCGAGAAGAUCAUUUUCGGAGGGUGAAAACAAUGGGCGAUCGAAGUGCCGCUGCAGACAGGAUGUUCAAAGUGCGUCCUCAAUUCCGGAAGAGAAUCAAUUCAGGGCUUUUCCUAGUCUGACGGAUGUUCGAGCGUCAAGACAAGAGUCCGAUAUAACUAACUCAUCAGACACAGAGUUGAACAGUAGAGAGAAUUUAAGCGAACUCGAGAUGCAGAAAAAAUACACAGCGUUUUCCCUGUGCCUUUGCGUCGACAGGCUAACUUUACCGCAAAGAGUGGCGAUAUCGCUUCAACAACGCGAUCAGUCGGAAAAGAAUUUUCUUCGCGAGAUGGAAAAGGUGAAGCAGAACAUUCAGGAUCUUGUGAGACUGUUAUGCGCGGACAGGGAAUCCGUGGAACGAGUGGAACGAAUCAGACAUCAGUUGGACAUGAUCGCUCAGUGCGCUCAUAGGGUGUCUUGCACGGCCGAGACUCUGGGCGCCGUACAUCAGGAGUGUAGAGUCGCCCGGGCCGUUUUAUUGACCGACAAGUAUGUCCGAAUGGUGCUGGCCCGGUGCGAGAAGCUGGCCGCCAAUGUUGCCGAGACCAAACGGAUCUUGACGGAGAACAACAUAGUGAUAGAAGAGAACUCCGGCGAACUCAGCGACGAUCUGCCUCGGAUCAGAUACCGGAGCGGCACAUGCGCCAAUAAUCGUAUGAUGAUGACUAAAAGAAGAGCUAGUGUAGCCACAAUGUCUCGACCGAUGGGCAACACGCAAGAUGUCACAAAGGAUACCGUGAGACAACGAAAUUCCGUUUGCGGACGUAUGACUCUAAGAAGACCAUCUUUCAGCGCCGAGUCCCCUAAAUGGGAAACGGAGAAAUUGAAUCACAACAAUUCUAACAGCAUCAGCGAAUUACGAGGUAUCUUCGAACAGACUGAAUCUCGACGUAAUUCAAGAGAGGAGAACGACAUGAUACGACUGAGUCAAUUCAACAGUCAAAGUGCGAUGAACUGCUCGAUUGUUGAGAAGGAGAUGAACAUCAAUCAGGAAACAUGUUCCGAAUUUCUUUCUGCCAAUGACGAUAGCAGUUCAGAGUAUAACUCGUGCGCAAGAUCGCUGCAUUUUCGGUUAAGAAACACGUCAUGGCGCGCCGUGUUGUGGAGCAUUGUGAUCUUUUUUCUUGGUUUUUUCGUGAAUCAAGCACUAUCUAUGAUGAAUAAUCGUUGUCCUUUAAACAGCUGGUCGAUUGAGCAGAUUCUCAGCAGAUAUAUUCAGAUAAGAAACGCAGCGCCUCACCCAAUGUGAAUUCUGCGGUGUCUUCUUGCGCGCGGCUCACGCGAUAUAAUUAAUUCCGUAUCAGUAAGAUAUAAAUAAUAAAACUAAAUGUGAGAGAGAAUAUUAAAAAAAAUGAUUUUAUAAUAACAAACUAAACUAUAAUUAAAUUGUUCGCAAAACAGCCACGAGAGCUAUAAAUUUGUAUAAAGACAUCUGAUCUUUAUAAGUUUUUAGUUAUCUGAUACUUUUUUGCCUAAGACCAUCUUGAAAACUAAACUCUCGAAGAAGUUAAUUUUUAUGUAUAGUACAAAAAAAAAUUUAUAUUUCUCAUUUUGACGUUAUAAUUCAGUGUGACUGUAAUAAGAGAUCAAGAAUCUCCGCGUUCCCCUUAAAAAAAAAAAUCUCGUUUUAUUUUAAAAUACAUUUAUAGUAGAAAUUAAUCUAAUUAAUUAUUAUUGAUUUUCUUGUGGAGAAAUUUUAAAUGACUAUAUUUAGACUAUAUGAAAAAGUCUCAAGGUUUUAACAAAAAAUUACACGUAUUAUUUAUAGAAAUAUUAUUUGUUAUACAUACUAAAAAAUAAAAAAUUU